GUACGGAGCAAACGAAGGAUGCGAUGUGGGAUCGUAUCGAGGAGAAGUUCUUCACGGCGAUGAAGAAGGACGGCUCCUACCGAACCCGUGACCAACUCACUUCCAAAUGGAGCCACAUCAACAAAAAAGUACGAAAGUUUAUGGGAGUAUACGAGGAAUGCUCCGGCAUGAACGACGCCGAUGUUCUCCGGCUUGCCACGACCCGGUAUCAAGACGACGGGAACCAAGGCAAGGUGCCCAUCGAUCUUUGGGGGAUUUUGAGUCAUUCCCCGAAGUGGCAACAACUCAACAAUCCCGACGGCGUAUCAUUCCGGAAAAGAUUAGCCGUCGACGCCGAGGUUGAGGUCGACGAGACCAUCGGUUCUACCGAUCAAAUCCCUUCCUUCAACGUUGCGGCUUCCGAUGACGAGGACCCCAUUCCACGGCCGAUCGGAAGAAAGAAGGCAAAAUCCAUUGCCUCUGGUUCGGGAGGGUCCGCCUCUAUUUCCGCUUCUCCUCGCGACGAAAUCGGCCGGGCAAUGGUUGAACAACUUCGGGCGUUCAAUCUCCAAGAACAAGAGAGGUUGAAGCUUAAAGAGAAGGAGUUGAAGCUAAAGGAGCAGGAGGCCGAGAUGAAAGUCAUGCAAACCGACCCCGGGACGUUGUCGGAGUUUGGACGAAUUAUCUACGAGCAAAGAAUGAGAGAGAUCAAGGAGAAAUAUAAUUUACCUUAGUUUUUUUUUAUUAAUGAAAUUGGCAAUACCUCCGCUAGCUGGAUGAAGAAAAAACAAGACUCAAU
Cuscuta campestris is the source of this 778-nucleotide messenger RNA. NCBI's taxonomy places the organism in Eukaryota, Viridiplantae, Streptophyta, Magnoliopsida, Solanales, Convolvulaceae. The record is from the annotation of a GenBank genome assembly.